Ostertagia ostertagi is the source of this 555-nucleotide messenger RNA. The record is from the annotation of a GenBank genome assembly. Lineage: Eukaryota; Metazoa; Nematoda; Chromadorea; Rhabditida; Trichostrongylidae.
AUGCUGCACACUCGCGAUAUGGUAUAUACGAAAUUCUGUGGGUUUCCUACCGCUUCGAACGAUCGUCUCGCUGUUAUUGGAAACGAAGGAAUUCUGUUUUCGAUGAGUCACCUUAACGAGGCGUUUCUUGUUUCUAGCCAUAUCAAAGGGCCAUCAGCGGUAUCGCUUGAAACGCUCGAUUUCUCCUCUGGUCAUUUGGAAAAUGACUUUUCCAUCCGACUUUUCUAUCAUGAAGCGCAAACAGGCACGCAGUAUACUAUCAUGUCGAAGGAGAUCGUUCACGAAGCUUCGUACGAUCGCAAGCCCGAUGGAACUCUUACUCGGUCUGGUGACAUCAUUGUUGAUGCUCGCCCACGAGUGAUCCAGUGCAGUCCGUCAACGGCAUCGGUACACGUGCGCAGUUCGUAUAUUGACAUGGGAGUUCAGGAAAGUGAGAAGGCAUACGUGAAACGUGGUUUGAAACGUGUGCAUGUGUCUCGAUCGGGAAUGGUGGUGUCAGAUGGUAACUGUAUUACAUCAAUGGAUCAUUUCGGACGUAUUGUCAGCAGUACCUAA